GUGUACCAAUCAGAGGCUCGUCCUGAACGCGUGUGUUUUCAAAAGUGCAGUAACUGACGCGGGAAUGUUUACAGCCAUACAUGCCUAAACCAGACAUUUAAACUGAGUUCGGCUGUAAUGGAGGGUGAGAUGAUCGGACCCGGACCGUACAGGGCGACCAAACUGUGGAAUGAGACGGUCCGGUUGUUCCGCUCCGGGAUGCCGGUCCGCCGCCGCUGGUCCCGCUUCCGCAGUUACGAGCGCUGUUUCUCGGGUUCGGAGGCGCUGGAUUUCCUCCAUCAGCUGCUGCAGCAGAACCAGAACUUCGGGCCGGAGGUGUCGCGCCAGCAGACGCUGCAGCUGCUGAGCAAAUUCCUGAAGAACCAUGUGAUCGAAGACGUCAGAGGACGGUUUGGCACCGAGGACUUCCAGGACAGCGGACACCUGUACAGAUUUCCUCUACGGUCGCCCCUGAAGACGGUUCCUGUGCGCCCGCCAGUCCCAGACCUGCAGAUACCCACGAUGCCCUGCUGGGAAGAGGAGAAGGUCCCUGCAACACGUCUGCUGGGUUCAGAGUCAUGGAAUAAGCGCCACAGCAUCGCCAUCGGGGAGAUCCCGGAACGCCGGCUGACCCAGCAGACAGAAAUAACCCAGAGACAGCUGGAGCACAUCUGGAAGAAGAGGACGCUGAUGCAUCUGCAGUGUGUUCUGGGUCUGCAGUCUCUGCAUGAACUCCUGGAUGUCGCUCUGAUAAACCCGAAACACAUCGUCCACAACGUGUGCGGAGUCAACAAGCAGAACAUCGUCAUCCUGAAGAGCAGAUCAGAGGAUUUGCCUCACUGGUUUUGUCAGCGUGAGAGUCUGGCGAACUGGCCUCACGGUGGCGACAGCAGGAACUGCAUGUACCCUGGGUUCGAGCGAGACGUCUUUAAGACCGUGUGUGAAUAUUUCCAGAGUCUGCAGGAGCCGCUGCUCACCUUCCGGCUGUAUGAAGCCUUCGUCAGUGUUUUAGGGCUCCUGCAGUACCAGGCUCUGGCUGUGGAGGCGCUGCAGGUCUGUUUCCUUCUGCCUCCUGCUAAUCGCCGUAAACUGCAGCUGCUGAUGCGUCUGAUGGCCAAAGUGUGUGUCAACGCUUCCCUGCCACCGCUAAACGACACCAUCAGCACUCGAACACUGAUGGUGCAGACAUUCUCCCGCUGUGUCCUGCGCUCUGCUGCUGAUCUGGAUCUGGAUGAUCUGCUGUCCUCUAAGCUUCUGGUGUUUCUGCUGGACCACGAGGAGCUGCUGGAGGUGCCGGCGGGCCUGCGGAGGAGUGUGGAGGAGCAGAUCACACAGCUCACACGCACACAGAUCCGGCCCGCGGGCUCAGACAGCGACUCUUCUGCGGUGUACUGUUCUCAGAUCAGCUCUCAGCAGUUCGAGCAGCAGCGAGUCUCAGUUUCCCACAUGGAGGAUCUGCUGGAAAACAUCAUGAAGAUCAGCAGCGGCCGCGAGCGCAGGAGGAGGCUGAAGCAGUUCCAGAGAGUUCAUCCAGAGAUCUACAGCAGACGCUUCCCUGCGGACAGAGAGACCAGAGCGAGAGCCAAACCAGCCAUGCAGAUGCUGAAGAGCCGCUUCCAGAGGAGCUGGAGCUUCAGGAGCUGAUCUCACAAAACACACACACACACGCUACAGACAUACACUACAGACACGCAGUAUAGACACACACACACAGACAGACACACACACACACGAGGUGGGUAGUAACGAGUUACAUUUACUUGAGUAAAAUUGUUGGGUAACGUGUACUUUGACUCUUACUCAAGUAAAUUAUUAGAGAUUACUCAUUACUCUACAUGUGGCGGUGUUUCUCCGUUACUGUCAGAUGAUAAUAUAUCUAUGAUUGUUUGCAAAUAUCACGAGGAGCCGCAUUGGAGAGGUUGUGAGGUUGCUAUAGAGACGCGUCUCCCGCUUUGGGUUAGAGCACGUGUUGGAGUAAUGGCUGAAGUUUAGGAAGACAUGCGAGUUUAUACUGCUGUCCCGCCAUGGCCAUCUGCUCUGUCUGCUGUGAGUUUAUCAGACCAGAUCACCCGCUCUCAAGUUCAGUCUAUGUUUUUACUCCAACAUGUCAAUAAGAAUAGUUUGAUAAUGCGACACACAUCGAACUGACAUCGCAACAUACACAUGAACUACAGCUCUAACCUGAAAACACACGCAGUGUAAGUGUCAACAUUAUCCAGAUUUAGACCUUAUUAAUAGUAACGAUGGGAUAACUAAAGAUACUGCUGUUUAGUGGAAUAACUGAUUGAACCUGCACACAUUAGUCAUUCACACGGUUAACCAUUAAAAAUAGAACAUUUAAACAUUAUUUUUUAAACAUAAAAUGGUAUAUAUUAUUAUUAUUAUUAACAGAAAGAUUUUAUCAACCCAUUUCUACAGUUUAAAAUACUCAUCUCUAUUAUAACUGAUUUCUUUUCUUUUUGCCAUGAUGAUAGUAUAUAAUAUUUUACUAGAUGUUUUUUAAGAUACUAGAAGAGACCUUGUUCUGCCCCUUAUAUCAAACGCCUUGCUUGAUUCGACAGAGAGAUAACAUCUUCCAAUGACAACAGACUCCAGGGAUAGUUUGAACCUUUUACUGUUGAUUAUGGAGUAACGUAAAACUGCAAAACAUACAAAAUACAGAAGGGUAAGUAUGCUAGAUCAAUAACAAGCACAAUCAGCGCAUUAUGCAAAAUAGACCACUGGUUACACACUUAACCGAAUCAUAUAUGUAAUACAAUAAGAACAAAUUAACAUCUUGAAUGUAUAAUGACAUGAGUAUAGUGUAAGCAUAAAUAAACUUCAGUCAAAUUAUGUUUAAAUAACGUCUACAUACCGAAUGUGUCUUCAAUACAACUUACAUCGAGGAGUAAACGAUAGCUACAGCCUUGUGCUCUUCCAUGCAGCUUCUGAAUACCUAGGCUCACAUUUAUGAUGUCAUGAAAUAAGGACUCUAACAUAAAAUGCAAUACCCAUGUAUAACCAGGAGGUGUCGCUAAAUGACCACUUAAUCCUAGCUAAACGUAAAAUGUCUUGAUAAGACAGCACAGACAUUUAAAGGCUUAACCAGGUUAAUUUGACAAGUUAAUAGUUAGGCUAAUCAUUAAUGAUGGUUUGUUCUGACAAUCAAAAGAAAUAUUGCUGAAGGGGGCUAAUAAUAUUGACCUUAAAAUGGGUUUAAAACAAUAAAAACUACUUUUAUUUUAGCUGAUAUAAAACAAGUAACACUUUCUCCAGAAGAAAAAAUAUAGGAAAUAUUGUGAAAAUUUCCUUGCUCUGUUAAACAUCAUUUAGGAAAUAUUUGAAAAAGAGCGAAUAAUUUUUCCUUUA
This is a messenger RNA of Danio aesculapii, 3327 nucleotides long. RefSeq names its product DEP domain containing 1B (gene depdc1b). The record is from RefSeq and is a predicted model, not a curated record. NCBI's taxonomy places the organism in Eukaryota, Metazoa, Chordata, Actinopteri, Cypriniformes, Danionidae. Gene Ontology annotation, biological process: intracellular signal transduction.